AUACACAACUUCACAGAGACAAAUUCUGCUGCUCAAACUGACCUCUGGGUUAGAAUUCUGUGUGAAAACCACCCACAGAUACCUGCUGUUGUUUCAAACAUUUUCUAAAAUCGGUGAUUUGUUCUGCCACUGGCCUGGUUCUGGACUGGGAGGAGCCCUCCAUGAAUGUCCUUGUUCUCAAAAUGAGCUGAAAAACUCCUUUUUUACAUAGCAAAGCUUUAGGGAGUGAUGAAAGUGUUUUGGUUCUGGGAAAAGAGUGACGUGGCAGGAAAUAUGUCAAAAGCUACCGGAAAACAUGACUUCAGUAUUCAGUUUAAAACAGGGAAAUGAGUGAGUUUAGAGGGUGGGAUUCAUAGGAAAAAAAAAACCCAAAGCUGUUGGUUUGGUUUUUUUUCCUUGUGCAUCAAGAUAAAUAAUUCCACGUCUGUUAUAAUACACAGAAUAAAUCUCUUCCAUUUUCCUUCCAUAGGAAGUUUCCCCUGCAGAGUUUUGUUACAACUCAAGUAUCCCAGCUGAGCAAAGCACUGACCUGUAUAAAUUCAUCCUGUGUGUGCUGGGCAGUGAUUUAUUUAGUACAUGAACUGCAGUGAGCAGAGUGGGGUGUGCCCAGUACCCGCUUCUUUAUGAAUUGCUGCAAUUCUCAGUGGGGUAAAAGUGAGUUUUCUCCACUUUACAAUCCAACAGCACAAAAAAGUUGCUCUUUGGGGGUAAGAACCUAAGCUUAAUCUGCCUUACUUUUUUUAGCUCAACAGUUCCAGAGAAUGCAGGUGCAUGGUUUCCUGUUCUGUGAUAAUUUAAAUAAGAAAAGUGAAGUUGCUCAACUUCCACAUUUUUGUAACCCCACAAUCUCAAUGACACUGGAGCUUUUAACUGUUUCUUUGCACAAAGCCAAGUGGUUAAACUGGUGUACUGACCCCUCCGGGAGUUUUCCACCACCACUUCCAUGGUGGGAGGUAAGAUGGAACUGGGUCAUUUCUUGUUCCUUUAAGGUUCUUGCAAACACAAACCGUGAGUUUUGGGGUUGGAAGCAGGGAGCUCUUUGUGGUCUGACUGCUCUGCAAUGUGGGCAACAACGGGGUGCAGUAGGGAAAGUGGCAGCAGCAGAGAACAGGGUGUUUAUUUUCAUGUUGUGGUAUUUUCAUGUUGUGGUAUUUUCACAUUAUUCACAAUAUGCAUAUUGCAAACCAUGUGGUGAGAAAUACCAGGGUAGGGAUUUUACAAUAGACUGUCUUUAAGAAUCCCUAUCUUGUAGCCCUAUUUUCAAGAUUCCACCCCCAAAUUUGAGGAGAAAGUUACUGUUCCUGCCUUGGUGGGAAAAGUCAAUUUAAGUUGAGAAAGGAAAACAUCAAGGGGGGAACUUUUCGAAGCUACUGAUUAUGAAAGUGUUCAUAAAGUGGACUGGGAUUUAGCUCUUGCAAAAAUAAUCCUGUGGAUGCUUUUUAGUUGUUAAAUAUCUUCCAUUUUUUGGGGAAGAAGGCGACGUGCCCAUCAGGGCGUAGUGACCACGUGUGCCAUGAGCAAGACACUGGGAAGCAGGAUUGGUGCUGAGGAACUGCUGGGUUGGUGUGGCUUUGUGCCAGUUUUAUAAGAUUCCUCAAAACUGGAUUAAAACUAGUCUUUUGAGUUAAAAGAGGGUGACAGGUUUGUUUUGCUUACAUAGAUAUGUACAUAAAUACAACUUUUUUUUUUCCCUCCCCUCCUUUCAGCUUCUCUUCCUGUCCGUUAGUGCUUGGAGAGAAUGGGAGGCCGUUCCUCAAAACUAGCAGUUCCAGUUACACCCCCUUCUACUACUCCCACCACUACUACCCACUUCUACGUCCCCACCACUGUCCCGACCACCAUCCACACCACUGUCCACACUGAAUUAGAAGCUUCACAAGUUAAAUGCUUGUUUGAGAGCCAUGAAAUACUGUACAUGUCACUGGCCUUCAUCUCUGGCAUCCUCCUGACUCUCCUGGUUUAUGCCAUCAUCUGCCUCUUCAGGAAAAAUUACAAGAAAUCCCACCAACAUUUACAGGAGCAAGUUUCCUUCCAGGCAGCACCCGAGGAAUAUGCCAGGAACACCCAGAAUGAGGUUACCUACAGCACUCUGGUCUUCCAGCGGAGUCAGACACCACUGGCUGUGUGAUGAUGAAGUUCCAAGAGAAAUAAAAAUGUUUUUCCACUCUCUGAACAUCAAAAGCCACCAGAACGUUGCACCAAGGCCUGCAGCACCCUGAGGGGGCCAGCGCUGCCAUCUGUAACAUCAGCUCUUUUUAUAGUUACAAGGGGAAAUUCAAGUCUCCUGUUCCAAACAGAUUGCCAAAGGUUGUGGGCAAUUUGAAGGUUUGGGUUUUUUUUUUUUUAAUACAAUAUUUCCUCAUCUGUAGAAAUCUCCCUGUGCUUGUUUCCGUUUCUGAGCUACCAGAGAGAACUGAGAAAUGAAAAUGUUUCUCUGCAUCUAUCCAUGUCUGGGCUCUUGUGUUUCUCUUUUCAGUCACCAGCCAUGGCACUUUGCAUAUUUUUUUUUCAUUGCCAAGUGCUCUGAUUAGUUAUUUUCUCUUAUUGAAGUGACCAUAGCGAAAUGUUUGUGUGCAAAUGCUGCUUCCUGAUGGGGUCCCCCUAAAACAAAAUCCACGAUCCCAGCGUGACAGCCAAAAUCUCUCAUUCAUGUGUUAUUACCCACAAUGUUCUAAACACAUUGUAAAAAGUGAAGAAUCAUCCCUUUGUCGUCAGCUGGGGGAUAAGGUGCCACGAGUGACUCUGUCUGAGCAGCCACAGGAUGUUCCCACGGAUGGGAGGUUUGCUGUCCCAGGGAGUACAGGGAUCUCCAACUGCUCAAGGCUGAACGGGAGCGAAGUUUCCUGCUGGCUCAGCCCUCGGGGCCUCAGAAACCUCCCUGUUUGCGGUCACCAGAGAGUGCCAGACUCCUGCAGGUAUUUCUGUUUCCUGAAAACGGUGAUAUUUGCAUGCGUGCUGUUCAAACACCCCUCUAGAGGGAUCUCAGGGGCAGAACAAGUGUCCUACAAACUCCGGUGCGCCGAGGCUGAAACAUCGGAGAGGCUUCAGAGGAGCGAUGCUGGAUGUGCCACCUGAUGGCAGCACCAAGCCGUGCCUGGGCUGGUUUAAUUCUCCUUAAAAGCGGGACUUUGGUGCUUUUCCAGCCCUGGUCAGCAGAGCAGGGGCUCCACCUCUCCCACCCCCGGUGGGUUGUCCUGUCUCCUCCUCCCAGCAGCUGCUGGAGGUCCGGGGGAACCACGUGAAAAAGUGUGUCUAAACCCUUUUAUGUUCUGAAAUUCGGUGUGUGGUGGUGUGGGUCAGGCCACAGACUGUUCCCUGGUACAACCUGUGGUCUUUGCUGCUCUCUGCUCUCAUCUCAGUCAUGGCAGUUUCUUCAAGUUCUAUUUAACAGAGAAAAAUACCAUAUUACUCCUUAGUAUUUUUAGCUGUGAAGAGCUUCACAAGGGAUGAGUGUGGUUUGUGCACAGUGGUUUUUUCAGUUUUUUAAUGGCAGCCAGCAGCCAACUCUUAAAAAUUCCUGUAGCUACAGGAAUCUGUGACAAGUGCACCUGCUAAUCAGAACAGAGGAUUCUGUGUCCUCUGUUUCUGGCUCUCCCAUCUUCACUAUCUCCAGGAGGUUUCUGCUCAAGGUGUUUGCACUUUUCUCUCCCUAAGGACAAGCUUUCCCAGCAGGAAUGUGCCUGAGUGUGUCUGUGUCUGAUAUAAAUUGUCCAGCCCUGGGAAGGUGAGUGGAAACAGCUCAUGGGUUAAAUGGUGCUGUGAAGGAUGCAUGGACAGCAGUGCCUGUGAUAUUCCCUGGCAUUUUGGAGUUGACAUCUGGUUGCAAAUGUUAGAAGGGAGAGCAGGGCCACGCAGCUUGUUCUCAGAAGGCAGAAUGACUCCCCCUGCUCUCAGUCCCCUCUCUGUUCUUCCUCCAGAUCCCUGUGCCUUGUUCCCUUGGAGUUUGUCAGGCAGCCUGCCAGGAAUUUGGUGCACUGUUGCUCCCUCUGUCCUCAGUUCACCAGAAGCACAUCAGCAAAGCCCCCCGUGCGUCGUUCUAACAGAUAAUUUCCUGCUCGUGAGGUGGGACCUGUUUUUCUGCUGAAAGCAAUCGUUUCCAUCACUGAUCAUGAGAGAUCCUGUACCAACUUCUGCUGUACUUGUGCAAUGUCUUCCUUUGGCUUGUUUAUCUAUCAAGUUGAAUUGUGUAACGAGGCAGAGCUUUGGCCUGGGACAAGGUUUCACAUCAGAUAAGAAAUGAGAUGUCUGCUCUCAGCUAGAGGAGCAGAUGCCAACGCUCUCUAAGAUAAGUAACACGAUGAUGCACUCCCUUUUCUGCUUUAUCUGGGCAACUUCAAUUAUUUAAAGAUGGAGGAAAAAGUAGCCUGGCCUUUAAUGACUUAUUUUCAGUUUGACCCAUGUUCAUUAAAACGAGGCUGUGUCAGCUGAGGUGUAAUAAUUAGUGCAAUUUUUGUGCCAUCCUAGGCAACUAAAACUGCAGGCUAGGAUUUUUUUGAUUGUCACAGGAGGAUUCAGCAGGCUGAAACAAUGUAAAAUCCAUCUAAUAGUUAUUAUUGUUCAUGACAAUGUGACAACCCUGGCUGCAGCACAAGUUGACCAGACUCAAGUUUAGUCUAAACAGACAGAGAAGACAAAGGGUGUAAGAGCAGUCGGUGAGGUGGUGAGCUUACAAACAGCAAGGAACAUAUUUAUCCUGGUUUUCAGUCAACUCAUCUAACCCUUAUGUUAAAAAACCCCAAAAAACCUCAACACUAGACAGUAUUUCCUUCUGUAUUUUGAACUG
Molecule: messenger RNA, 4783 nt
Organism: Myiozetetes cayanensis
Lineage: Eukaryota; Metazoa; Chordata; Aves; Passeriformes; Tyrannidae
Gene: CUNH1orf162
Product: chromosome unknown C1orf162 homolog
Exons: 5
Coding region: 1739-2128 (129 amino acids)
Source: RefSeq, a predicted model, not a curated record